Messenger RNA from Oryza sativa Japonica Group (Japanese rice), 2274 nucleotides. Its product is annotated as outer envelope protein 64, chloroplastic. Gene Ontology annotation, molecular function: protein binding. NCBI's taxonomy places the organism in Eukaryota, Viridiplantae, Streptophyta, Magnoliopsida, Poales, Poaceae. The record is from RefSeq and is a predicted model, not a curated record.
UAUCCAAUCCUUCCGCCACGCCUCCGCCUCCGCCGCCGCCUCGCCGUCCGCCUCCGCGGCCGCCGCCGCCGCCUCGCGGCAAAACCCUAACCCUCGAACUCCCCCCCACCCCACUCGCCCCCGCGCGGAGCAGGCGAGCGGCUACCCCAACCCGACCCCAUGGCGUCCUCGACGGCGGCCAACCUGUGGGUUCUGCUCGGCCUCGGCAUCGCCGGGGUCCUCCUGGCGGCGAAGCGGCUGCGGCGGCCCGCGCGGCCCGACAACGGCGCGUUCAUCGCCCGCCUCGAGCUCCUCCCCCCGCCGCAGCCGCCGCCCCCCCAGGCGCGACACCCACUCACGGGGCUCUGCUUCGCCAUCGCCGACGCAUUCCACGUAACUGGUUAUAUAACAAGUUUUGGCAGCUUAGAAUGGGCAAAGACACAUGAUGCAGCAACACAAACAUCUCUAGUCGUUUCAUCUCUUGUAGAUGGUGGUGCUAUGUGUGUUGGAAAAACUGUUAUUGAUGAAAUGGCAUUUAGUAUCCAUGGUGAGAAUAAACAUUUUGGCACACCAACAAAUCCUGCUGCUCCAGAUCGAGUACCUGGAGGAUGUUCAAGUGGGUCAGCUGUUGCUGUUGCUGCUGGCAUUGUAGAUUUUUCCUUAGGUAUUGAUACCAUUGGAGGAGUAAGGGUACCAGGUAGUUAUUGUGGCGUCUUGGCAUUCCGGCCUUCACAUGCUGUUGUCCCCAACAAUGGUGUUAUUCCUGUCGCUCCUAGCCUGGAUGCCAUAGGUUGGUUUGCGAGGGAUCCAAGUGUACUGCGUCGUGUUGGCCAUCUCCUUCUGAGGCUACCCUACGCUGAUAUUCGACAACCCAGACAUUUCUACAUAGCAGAUGAUUGCUUUGAAAUGUCAAAGGUGCAUGCAAGAAGAUUGACUCAGGUGGUGACGAAAUCUGUGGAAAAGCUAUUUGGGAGACAAGUCCUGGGUCAUGUUAAUCUUGAAAAUUAUUUGGCUUCAAGAAUACCCAGCCUGAGGAACAAUUCAAAUGGUCAUGGUGACUCAAAGUUUUCUUCAUUGCUAGCACUUUCUAGGGCUAUGCAGUUUCUUCACAAACAUGAAUUCAAAGAUCAACAUAUGGAGUGGAUAAACUCUGUUAAGCCUGCUGUUGAUGCAUGCAUAGUUGGUAAUUUGUCUGAUGAUGGUGAGUCAACUAUCAAUAACAGUCAAGAUGCAAGGAAAGAAGUCCGUGCAGCUCUCGGUGCUCUUCUUAAGGAUGAUGGAAUUCUGGUCAUUCCAACUGUUCUGGGAUGCCCCCCAAAACUAAAUGCCAGGGAACUUUCAUCUCAGGACUACAAUGUUCAGACAUCAUGUCUUACAUCUUUAGCUAGCAUGUCAGGGUGUUGCCAGGUGACGGUUCCUCUGGGUACACAUGAUAAGUGUCCAGUUUCAGUUUCUUUGAUUGCAAGGCAUGGUGGUGAUCGAUUUUUAUUGGACACCAUUCAAACAAUUUAUGCUACCAUCCAAGAGCAAGUUGACGCUCUAGCAAAGUCUAAUGUCUCGAGUAAACAGGCGAUGAGUGAAGAAGCUGCUGAAGCUGCUAAAGAGAAAGGUAACAUUGCAUUUAAGGAGAAACAAUGGCAAAAGGCAAUAAAUUUCUAUACUGAAGCAAUCAAAUUAAAUAAUAAAGUGGCUACAUACUACAGCAACAGAGCUGCUGCUUUUCUAGAGCUAGCUAGUUACCGCCAAGCUGAGGCAGAUUGCACAAGUGCCAUCGAUAUUGAUCCAAAGAUUGUAAAAGCUUAUUUGAGGAGAGGCACUGCAAGGGAGAUGCUGGGUUACUACAAGGAGGCUGUUGAUGAUUUCAGCCACGCCCUUGUUCUAGAACCCAUGAACAAGACAGCUGGUGUGGCCAUCAAUAGGUUAAAGAAGCUAUUUCCGUAAAUACUGGGCUGUUGGAUUUUUUUUCUGCAUAAAGAUACUCAAGUUCUGCAUGCCUGGGGGGUGAAAAAGAAGGUACCUGAGUGCCACCGAUUGAUGCUGCUAUCCAAGUUCAUAAGGUACUAACUACCGUUGCUACUGGCGAUAGAACUGUCUAUCAUCUGUGUUUUCAAUUAGUUGUUACCCCCCAAGUUUUGGAAAAGUGGAAUCGAAAACAGAAUUUUGGGAGUUGAUCAUAGUAAACAAUGCCUUUAAAUAUGCUCUAGUGGUGUUCUUGGCCCACUUCCAUGUAUAAUAUCGGUUUUGGCAAUUAUUUGUUGAGGCACCCAUAUUUUUCCUGUUGAAAACUUUUUGCCA